GUAGCAAACCUAACCAAAUAAAUCGAGUGUAAAACAUUCUAGUUUAGUGUCUUAUUUAUUUCUUUAAUUUUUCUAUAAUGAACCACACACAGUAAUUUGGUAGCUUUUUACGCACAUUUUUGUCAAUAUGCUGCAGAAACCGAAAAUUUACACAGUGUUCAAAACGGUGAAUUCCAUCGUUACCACUUUGUCAGCCCCAAGUUUUUUAAGGCCAGUUUGCGCUGGUUUAAUUCAAUUGCGGACUAAAAGGGGGUCGUCGAAAGACAAUGUUUCUUCGCUUUUUACACCCAUACAGAUUAAACCAAAUCCAGACGAUAUCAACGUGGGGGCAGAGCUUACAGGGAAUUUAAAUAAAGCUGAUUUGCUGAAAGUUUUAAAUAAGUUUUACCAGAACCCAAGCAUAAAGCACCUACUUACGGAGAAUGGCUUAGACAUCUACCUGCAGCAUCAGGCCUAUGUAAGCUUUAGAAGGUACUGUUUGGAGGCAAAUACCCUGCCUGUUGAUCUACAUGUAGUCGUCAGCGAUAUUUUGCAAGGUGCUGGAAACCAUACUGAUAUAUUUCCGUACUUUUUACGACAUGCCAAGCAGAUGUUUCCCCAUUUGGAAUGUAUGGAUGAUCUAAAGAAAAUUUCCGAUCUAAGAUCUCCAGCUAACUGGUACCCAGAAGCCAGAGCAUUGAAUAGAAAAAUAAUCUUCCAUGCGGGUCCAACUAAUUCAGGGAAAACUUACCAUGCUUUGGAAAGGUAUAUCACUGCCAAAUCGGGGGUUUACUGCGGCCCACUUAAAUUGCUAGCAUCUGAAGUCUUCAAUAAGUGCAACGGAAGGGGAACACCAUGUGAUCUUGUAACAGGAGAAGAACGAAAAUUUGCAGAUCCUUUACAAAACCCAUCCGCCCAUGUGGCUUGUACAGUUGAGAUGACUUCAGUUACCAAUCCUUAUGAAGUAGCUGUAAUUGAUGAAAUUCAAAUGAUCAGAGACCCACAAAGGGGCUGGGCCUGGACGAGAGCCCUUCUAGGGCUGAUGGCUGAAGAAGUCCACCUGUGCGGCGAAGCAGGAGCUGUGAACUUAGUUAGUCAACUGUGUCUUACCACGGGCGAAGAUAUAGAAGUUCGGAAUUACAAGCGAUUGACUGAUCUGAAAAUUGAAAAUCAGGCUUUAGGAAGCUUGGAAAGUGUGAAACCAGGCGAUUGUAUAGUAUGUUUCAGUAAAAACGACAUAUAUUCAGUGUCGCGUAAAAUUGAAAAUAUUGGAAAGGAAGUGGCGGUAAUAUAUGGGGGCUUGCCACCAGGAACUAAGCUGGCACAAGCAGCAAAGUUUAAUGAUCCAGAAAACAGUUGCAAAAUACUGGUUGCUACCGAUGCAAUCGGAAUGGGCCUAAAUCUGAGUAUAAGAAGAGUUAUUUUUUACUCCCUAAUCAAACCAACUAUGAAUGAGAAGGGCGAGAAAGAAAUGGACACGAUCUCAGUGUCACAAGCAUUGCAAAUCGCUGGCCGAGCUGGAAGGUACGGCACCAAAUGGGAACAGGGCUUCGUAACAACGUUUAAAACUGAAGAUCUGCCAACUUUAAAGACGUUGAUGGCCUCUCAGCCAGAGCCUUUAACACAAGCGGGUCUUCACCCCACUGCAGAACAGAUAGAACUUUAUGCCUAUCAUUUGCCUAAUUCGACUUUAAGCAAUUUGAUGGAUAUAUUCGUCAAUCUCUGCACCGUGGACAAUUCGUUGUAUUUUAUGUGCAACAUCGAUGACUUUAAAUUUCUAGCCGAUAUGAUUCAACAUGUUCCUUUGCCGCUUCGAGCCAGAUAUGUCUUCUGCUGCUCACCAAUCAAUAAAAAGAUGCCAUUUGUGUGUACCAUGUUCCUCAAGUUCACUAGACAAUUUAGCAAAAAUGAACCCAUCACCUUCGACUGGUUAUGUUCGUCGAUUGGUUGGCCUCUGCAACCGCCUCGCACCAUCCUCGACCUCGUACAUCUAGAGGCUGUUUUCGAUGUUCUCGACUUGUACCUUUGGUUAAGUUACCGGUUUGUGGAUUUGUUCAACCAGGCGGAUUUAGUUAGAGACAUGCAAAAAGAGUUAGACCAAAUUAUACAGCAAGGAGUGGUACAACUGACCAGAUUGCUGCAAAAUUCCGAAACAGGUAUUAGCUCGGGUACAUCUAAGGCAGAUGAAGAAGUUUUCGAUAGCCAUAAUAAGAAGCAAAAUUAUUUGCGAAAUAUCCAGUCGUCGCCUGUUGGCAAAGGGAGGCUUACGCAACGACUAUUAGCUCAAGGAAUCCUGACACCGGACAUGCUAAGUGAGCUCAAAAAGGAAUGGAAUCGAAAGGAAGAAUUAAAAGCCAGUGAUAGUGAUGAGGAUCCUUCACCCCCAAAAACGACCGUUAGGAGAAAGAGGAAAACCACUAAGUAAAUAUGUAUCUAAAAAAUAAAUCAUCGAAUAUAAAGCCUU
This is a messenger RNA of Dendroctonus ponderosae (mountain pine beetle), 2443 nucleotides long. Its product is annotated as ATP-dependent RNA helicase SUV3 homolog, mitochondrial-like. The coding region runs from base 128 to 2404 and encodes 758 amino acids. Gene Ontology annotation, molecular function: hydrolase activity, acting on acid anhydrides; ATP binding; RNA helicase activity. The transcript is spliced from 13 exons. Gene Ontology annotation, biological process: mitochondrial RNA 3'-end processing; RNA catabolic process. Lineage: Eukaryota; Metazoa; Arthropoda; Insecta; Coleoptera; Curculionidae. Gene Ontology annotation, cellular component: mitochondrial degradosome. The record is from RefSeq and is a predicted model, not a curated record.